Amphimedon queenslandica is the source of this 1488-nucleotide messenger RNA. RefSeq names its product nuclear pore complex protein Nup107-like. Gene Ontology annotation, biological process: post-transcriptional tethering of RNA polymerase II gene DNA at nuclear periphery; mRNA export from nucleus; protein import into nucleus. The record is from RefSeq and is a predicted model, not a curated record. NCBI's taxonomy places the organism in Eukaryota, Metazoa, Porifera, Demospongiae, Haplosclerida, Niphatidae. Gene Ontology annotation, molecular function: structural constituent of nuclear pore. The coding region runs from base 37 to 1488 and encodes 483 amino acids. The transcript is spliced from 17 exons. Gene Ontology annotation, cellular component: nuclear pore; nuclear pore outer ring.
ACGCCCAAAUAACCUCCAUUAUUAAUAGUCCUCCACAUGGAAGAGGUUGAUCAAGAGCCUGACACCACUGGCGUUUCUUCUACCACGAACAGGUGGCAGUUUCUAUCAGAAGGAGUGUUUAGUCAGCAUGUGCCUAGUCCAGCAGUCGCUAGACCAGUAGGAGCUCUGAGAUCCACUGUAUUACAAAGGAGGACCAGAACUGAUGAUGCACCGGAAAGAAUUAAUACCUCUUUGAGGACGUUAGACUCCGUAUUGGGCGGAGCUUCACCUGUGACCACACCCCUAGCCUCUAGGAGCCACCUGCCAACACUAGAGGCUUCUGUCAGGUCACCAAACGUAACACUCAGUCUGAUGAAUGAAUCAGGUGUGUUAAGACGUAUGGAACUAUCAGCAACACCAAUCACACCACGUCCUAGGACCAAUGAUACUAAUAAUACCGGACUAUUUUCACAGAUUGAGGAUCAGUCAAGUUUCCAGCUGUCAUUAGAUCAGUCUCUUUCCUCUCCUCCUCUUAAACUAAAUGAGAAGACCUACCCCAACCACCCAAUGCUUCAAGUUGGUUUGGAACUAAUGGCUACAUUCCACAACCACCUUCAAGAGAAGAACAGUCCAGCACAAUUACUGGAGCUAUUGGAGGGAAUGGAACAAACUUGUGCUUUCCAAAUUGAUCACUUGAAAUCCCUUGAAAACCCCACCAAUGUUAAGGAUGUACUCCGUGAGUUGCAGUUGGAGCGGGACACUUGGCAGCUAAUGAGAGGGCUCUACUCUGACCGCCUCUCCUCUGAAGAAGAAGAGGAGGAAGAAGAUAUGAUAGAGAGAGAGCUUCUUCCAAGGACUGACAAGUCAAUCAUUGAAGACUUUUAUUCGUCUGACAAGUUCAUACGACAGGCUCAGAUUGUAGUUGAUUGGUUGGAAGAUAUUGCUAGUCGUCAACUCAGCAAUUUCCCAGCAAAAGUGAAAUACUAUACUGACUCAGUGAGCUGGGAGAGCACGUUACAUGAUGUUCAACACAAUCUUAACACGGAGCACAUUGUAACUGAGCUGGAUCCUGAUGGUCCCUCUAGACAAAAGAAGCAUCUCUCUGACUUGGAUGAGAAAGAUGAAGCUUCACUUGCUAAGCACCUGUUUGAGUGUGUUAGGGCAGGAGACAUUAACAAGGCUCAAGAACUGUGUCUUCAUUGCGGUCAGUCAUGGAAGUCAGCUACUCUUGACGGCUGGAAACUCUAUCAUGACCCCAACCUGUUGAAAGGUAUAGACAGUGAGUUGGAGGAGGUUGAAGGUAAUCUUGGUCGUACCUUAUGGAAGAGCUCCUGCUGGGAACUUGUUAAAAGUUCGUCAUAUUGCGAUCAUGAAAAAGCUCUUUAUGCUGCUCUUAGCGGUAACAUAUCUCACCUCCUCCCAGUCUGUCAGAACUGGUAUGAUUAUGUGUGGGCGUAUUUUAAGGUCAUGAUAGACGUUCGUGUUGAACAAAAAACAUCAAAAUUUUGA